GAUAAAUAUUCAAUGUAGGGACUUUAACUAGCCACAUUGGGGAAAAUACCAUAAGACAUAUUGGUAACAAGUCGCCUAGUAGUGUGUGCAAGUGUAGUCAUGGCUGUCUGACAAAACAUUCGAAAUAACAAGAAUUAAUGUGGUAGUUGCUUAUCAAAGGUAUCAUGCCGUGUUUUUUACGAAGUGUAACAUUGCCCUGAUUCAAAAUUCAAGGAGUUUAUUGCCGACAUAGCGUGUACGCUUUUAUUCAAAUCCACGUACUUUGGAGUGUACUUUGUAGAUAUCGUUGAGGGAUAAUAAUAAAUAAGUGGAUAACAGUUGUGUGGUGAGGAAGGAAGUACGGAAGGCGCAGCGAGCGUGAGGCUGCAAAAUUCUUCUUUGAAAUCUUGUUAAAACGAACGUCGCGUCUGACGACCACCGACGAUCGAUUACGCAAGAUGACCAUUCUGUCGAAGAAGAAGACGAACGCCUCAAAAGAUAGACGAGAAGGAGGCAGCACUUCCGAAGUCGAUGUUCAUGGAGUGCAAAAUGAGCAUAACUCUGGGUCCAUCACACUACCAAAUAGCCCGUAUCAGGUACGUGCAGCGAACGGUUUCGCGGUCGAUCUUCAUGGGGUUCAAUCUGAUCAUGGAUCUGGUUCUAUCGUUCUUACUGGAAGUUCGUACGAGACAAGCGUUGAUCGCCGUGAAGAUAAACACUUUGAAGAAGCGAGUGGCCCAAGUCAUGGCAAACGUCAUAGACAACGAGCAAGUCCCCAUAGGUAUGCACUACGAACAAAAUAUGUGAUCAACAAUGAUUUAAUUUGUAUUGGAAGAAAUUCACGUUCAAAACGUGAAAGAGAAAGAGACAGAGGUAGAGAGAGAGAAAGAGAGAGGGAAAGAGAACGCGAAAGACAAGCUACACCUCCAGCUGCUUCCUGCAGUGGCUUACAAGAGAUAAUAAAUGGUAUAAUUUAUUUAGCUACGGAUGCUGGCAUAAUAGCUAAUAAUCGAAUGGCUAUUGUUGGAGCUGCAGCAAAUUUAGAACAUGAAUUAGCUAAUGGUUAUAAUAGUGGGGAUGAAUAUACUGGCAGAACUGGAAAUAAUCUUACCUUGGCUGAAUGGCAAGAGCGAGAUAGGUGGUUUGAAAAACGAAUGCGGAAAAUGGGAUUUAUUGUGAAAAAAAUGGGUGAAGAUGGAGCAUGUCUGUUCAGAGCUGUUGCAGAUCAAGUUUAUGGUGAUCAAGAAAUGCAUGGUGUAGUAAGGAAGCAUUGCAUGGAUUAUAUAGCUUCCAAUCAAGAAUUUUUUUCUCACUUCGUAGCGGAAGAUUUUAGCACGUAUGUAGAUAGGAAACGACAAGAAUAUGUACAUGGAAAUCACAUAGAAAUGCAAGCAAUGUCGGAAAUGUAUAAUCGUAGCAUUCAGUUAUAUUGCUACAGCAAUGAACCAAUCAAUAUCUUCCAUACAAUGGUUGAAAGUGAUAACGAACCGAUACGAUUGUCUUAUCAACGUGGUAGUCAUUAUAAUAGUAUAGUAGACCCAUAUAAAGCUACAGUUGGUGUUGGACUCGGCCUACCAUCAUACAAUCCUGGUGCUGCAGAUCGACAACUGAUAUCAGACGCAGUUCGUCAAAGCGAAGAGUUGCAUAUCGAACAGACGAUGCUGGAAGAUAAAAUAAAAGCAACGGACUGGGAAGCAACGAACGAAGCAAUAGAGGAACAAGUUGCCAGAGAAAGUUAUUUGCAAUGGUUAAGAGACAACGAGAUGCGGAAAGCGCGAUCAGCUAGUAGUAGCAGUACAAGUACGGUGACCAGCGCACAACACAGUCACGCUCAUUUUCAUCCUCAUGGUGGUCGUGGACAGCAACGUCAUACAUCUUCUCCAACCACGACCCAAACUAGCCAAGAUAAUUUACGAAAUUCUCCGAAGGUAAACGAUUCGGUAAGAUACAACAAAAGGUCGCCUCAACAUCAGUCAACCCAAGGAUCUACCAUACCUCACCUUACCUCGGAUUUCGAAUCUAAAAUUUCUCAAGAACCUAUGCCAGGCAGCAGUAAAGAAGCCCGUGCAUCGCCAGAUAUCUCGUUGUUUAAUCGUCUUCCUCCCGAAGUAUUCGGUAAGACGACUAAAAUGAUGUGUUUGACCGAUUGGGAGGACAGUGAUAUACUUUCACAAGUUUUGGCGACGUCGCAGCAAGAAUACUUGGACAGUCUGAAACAAUCACGGAGUUCUGCCACCUCCGGCAAUGAUGCUAACAAUAUAUUAGAUUCCAGUAACAGUUAAUUUUUAAAACCGUUAUCGAUAAUGUUCGGAGGAAUACUGAAGUAAAAGUAUAUGCAUUUUUAUGCAGUGUUUUUCAUAGGAUGUGAUAUAUCCGAAAAAAUAAGAUAGUUCUAAAUCAAAAAAUGAAGCAAUUCUUAGUGUUAUCACAUGAUCAUUAAUCGCUAAAGGUCAUUGAUAAUUUUGUUGAAUGCAUGCCUAAUAAACUUUUAAUUACUAGUAGCAAAUCGUAUCGUGUCGACUUUUAUUAAGAUUGCAUAUAUAAAAUUAGAUUUAAAUUCUCAAGUAUAGGUAUCCAGGAGAAUGGUUUGACUGUCAUUUUAUGAUGCCUCAUUGUAAACUAUUUACACAGUGAUUUAUUAUAAUAUGAAACCAUAGAAAUACCUCGUUUUAUUCGCAAAAGUAGAUAACUUAUGGAAUUAUUUAAGUUUAUUAAGGAUGCAUCUGAUGUCUGCCAUUAGUAAUAAUAAAAUGUAAUCGAUACAAAUGAUCAGGUAAAAGCAUCAAGAAUUGUUUUGUUUUUAGUUUAAAGGUUUUUUGUUUGAUAGGUACUGUGCAUCUUAUGGGAUACUCUGUACAUAGUGCAGUAUCAUCUAAUUCUGCAUUACAAUAGGGUAUAAGGUGGUUUGCUUUUUUUUCCAUGGAAAUAAAUGUUCAGUGAGCAUUAAUCAUCGUUCGGUUCCUCUCUGGGAUUCUCGAUGUAUAAAAGGGUACUCUAAAAAUGGUACAUACAUCGUUCUUACGUGCACUAUUUGAACACUAGAGUAGCCAUAUUAUUUUUGUCUGCAGUGUUUCACCUCACCAGUGUCAUGAUGUUUUGUACAAUCAAUUUCAAAGCAAAAGCAGAAAGCAAUUCUUUUUCAGUCAUUAUUAUAUAUAUUAAAUUUCUUGCGUGUUUCUGGAUGCAAUGUAUACUAUCAAUGUUUAUGCAAACCAUGCAAUCCGAUCUGGAUAACUACGUAAUUAUACCUUUUUCGUGGUACGAUAUGAUGCAUCUUAAACGCUUUAGGAAAAAUCUUUAUUGCGUUAUUUGUAAAAAAAAGACAAAUAAAACUACUACAAUGUAAUUUAA
Molecule: messenger RNA, 3330 nt
Organism: Osmia bicornis bicornis
Lineage: Eukaryota; Metazoa; Arthropoda; Insecta; Hymenoptera; Megachilidae
Gene: Duba
Product: OTU domain-containing protein 5-B
Exons: 12
Coding region: 438-2261 (607 amino acids)
Biological process (GO): protein deubiquitination
Molecular function (GO): cysteine-type deubiquitinase activity; K63-linked deubiquitinase activity
Source: RefSeq, a predicted model, not a curated record